Molecule: messenger RNA, 2628 nt
Organism: Pelagomonas calceolata
Lineage: Eukaryota; Pelagophyceae; Pelagomonadales; Pelagomonadaceae
Source: the annotation of a GenBank genome assembly
GAGGUGCCGGUGGAGGAGAUCAAGGAGCGCUCGAAGCGCAUGGCGCUCAUGGACAUCUAGGAGGGCGCCGCGUGUGUGUUUGCCCCGCCUCUAAGUAGUGAUCUCAAUGCUUGGAGCUAGGCCGCCGAGCCUCAGAAACCCAAGAACAACCCAUCCACCGGAGGCGGGGGCGCCUCGGAGCGAGUUCAAGCGACCCCCCGACUGACUGGCGGCCUGGAGGAGCACACAACUUGUCACAAGGCACAGCGGCAAAUCGGCGCCUGGCAUACGCGCUGCCUUGUGCCGCGCCUCUGUGCGUCGUGCCGCGUGCGUCCGUCGGCUGCCCCAAUCAUACAGCGGGCGCACAAGCAGCCAUGGGCGGCCCGCGGAAGCGCUUCAUCCCCAGCACCUUCGCGCGCGCCCACGACUUCGUCUUCAGCCCGGACGACGCCGGCGCGGCCGCCGCCGCCGACGCCGCUACCAAUGCGUCCCACAACCUCGUGCCGCCCCUGCGCUUCUGCCGCACGGGAUCUGUGGAGAAGGCGACGUCGCGCCUCACGACGGCGACCGUGCCCCACAACGGCGACGGGCAGAAGGAGUAUUGUGGGGCUUGUCAGUUCGCCGACACGCGGCGGUGCACCUACUGCCACCAAUCCAAGCUCUCGACGGCGCAUCGACUGCCGCUGGAUAGGUUGGCGUCGUUGCUGAUGCGCGAAGACCGCGCCAAGGCGACGCUGGAGAUCUGCCGCGAGCUGGCGCUCUACGCACGAAGUGAUACACACGCCUCGGAAACGAACCUACGAUUGGGUUUCGACGUCCCCGAGCGGGCCAUGUGCGACGCCCACGAGAGAGAGCGGGAGCGCUUACGAAGGUCGAGACUGAGGGAGAGCGAGGAGCUGACAAAGUGCCGGUCGAAAUUAGAUAGGGCGCUGCGGGCCGCGCGCGAGGCCGCGGCGAAGCACGCGCUCGAGCAAUCGCAAAUAGAGGCCGCGCGCGACGCGGCCGUCGCGGCCCUCGAGGCGCGCGAGAGAGUGAUUGAAGAAAGGGAGGUGGUGGUGCGCGAGAGCGUCCCGCCGGAGGCCCCGGUUCAUGUGGAACAUGUAGAGACGCAGUGCUACGGGACGGAGGCCUACUUCGGGGAUCCGCACGCGGACGCCGUCGCCGCGGCGCUCGCCGCGCACGCGGCCCGGCGGGCGGAAUUGAGUAGAGACAAGGCCGUGCAAACGGAAGCGCCGCCGGCGCCGCCGCCGCCGCCGCGCCGGAAGCGCACGACCUUCAUGGUGCGGCGCCUGACGCCCGUCGAGGUGGCUGCGGCCGAGGCCGCGGCCGCGCGCCAGGAGGAGGAGCCCGAGGUCGAGCCCGAGCCCGAGGAGGAGGACGUCAUCGAGGAGGUCGACGAACGGGAGGCCGAACCGAUGAAGCCCCCCCGAGUCGUGACGCCGCCGGCGCCGCGGCGCCGCCGCAAGAACCGCUACCAGUUCAAGAAGAAGGCCAAGCCCGCCGGCCUGUCGCUCGACGCGUUGCUCGAGACGAUUUAUGACGUCCUCGAGAAGAAGACGAUGAGUGACGAGGUGACGCGCAAGGACGGCGUCGAGCCGGCGUCUCUCGAACAAUUUGUAAGGACGUACUUCCGGGGCAAGCUCGGGCUGAAGAAGCUAGCAAGGGAGAAGGCCACGGGAUUAUUCAGACGGGCGGCGCAGUUGGUGGGGAAGUCGGGCCGCGUGCGCCUGUUCGCGAUCGCGGUCGGGCUCGUGUCGUACGAGGUCGACGGCGUCGAGGCGCACUACAGCCCCCACCUCGCGCACUGUCUGACGGCGUUGUUGGGCGCGUUGCACCGAGACCGGGAGGGCGGGUUGGAUAGCAUCAACGUCGCGCUCGGGUCGUAUCCCGAAGGCGCGUAUCUGAUCCCCAAAACAAAAAUCGUCCACGCGAUUAUUGGAAGCAAGGGGCUAUUGGAUACGACGUGCGUCCGGGAAUUACCGGAGACGUGGCGCAACCCCGUACUACUGCAGCAUUUGUCCCCGAGGGAGAUGCAGGACUUGUUGAGUGAUGUAGAUGACUUACCGGAGACUGGAGUGAAAGGUGUUGAUCUAGACAAGGUUUUGUGGCUCCUCUUGGAUCACCACGCGCGCGCCACCACCAAGCACGAGGCCUGGCUGAAAGCCGCGUUCCUCAAGUUCGACGACGACGCCCCGGGCCUGCAAGAGAUCGAAUUCGUGCGCCUGUGCCGCUGGGCGCUCGGGCCGUCUUUUGACGACCUGAGUUCGUUGGACGUGCACAAUCUAUUUAGGCAGAUCGGCGACCUCGCGGACCAGGCGGGCACGGGCGGCGACGACAUUGAUGACGCCGAGGGCUUCCCGAAGGCGAUCAUCCAGUUAGAUUGUGCAUUAGCGCGGCCGCGGCGGUGCCGGAUUUAUCGGACCAUGGGCGAGGACGAGGAGUGGGUCACGGAGGAGCCCUCUCCAACAGCGCCCCUGACGAGGGCGAAGAUCGGCCAGCUGCGCCACGAGCGGUCGAAGCGGCGCUUCCUCCAGAAGGCCUGACGAAGCGGCACGCUCCCGCCGCCGAUGAAUCGGCGACGCGCGGUGUCUCCCCCCCACGUGUAACAUCGUACAAGGCCUGGCGCCCCCCGCCCACGUGUAACUCUAG